CACAUCCAGCUGCAUUGCCUCCUCACAUACAUGCACACGCGAUAUGCGCGUAUGACAAUGACCAAGUAGUCAGACAUGUCAUCAGGGACGGCGACCUUCAUCACCUUCGUGACCGCCUUCACCGACUUUCUCACCGUCGCCAUCCAUACCAUCCUCUACGAACGUGGCAUCUACCCCCGCGCCUCCUUCACCUCCGCCAGGAAGUAUAACUUUGCCGUGCGGCAGAGUCGCCAUCCCAAGCUCUGCGAGUGGAUCAACGAUGCCGUCGACGCUGUCGAGGUCGAACUGCUCAAGGGGACCGCUGAGCGCGUGGCGGUGGUCCUGUACAGCAAGCAGAACAAGCCGUUGGAAAGAGUCGUCUUUGACGUCUCGCACUUUCCUGUCGUGCCCGCGAGCGAGCACAACACCCCUCUGGAGGCCAUAGAAGGACCAGAAACGCCGGUGCUUCCCAUGGUCGAUCUGGAAGAACAACUGCGAGCAACCAUGAGCCGUUUGUCGACUUGUGGAGUCGACAUGAAACAGCUCCCAGCAGAAUGUACCUUCACUGUGGCAGUGGAGCUGAAGCCUGAAGGCCAAGCGCCUCUGGAACAUCCUCAGCUAUGGAUCCCCACCGAAAGAACGGCAACUGCGGAUGGCACAUCAGCAAACCUCGACAAACAUACAAGACCUGUGCGAGCUGUGAGAGCUGGCAGCAUGAUGUUCGAGACCUGGAUCGAGGAACUGGAAGACAAGACCGCAGCAUAUACAAGUCAGAGCACGGUUGACUGAGUAGAACCCUUGGCCAUCUAUUCGCUAUCGAUCUGACCGGGCUUGGCGACUCUUUCGCUCACGCUCUACUGCCAUUACUAUGAAUCGUGAUACCUGUUCCAUCGCAGGGACUCCAUUUGGUUUCCUGCCGCCCGCGACCCUCACAACCACGCUCAAUAUCUCAGGCGAGAUGUCAAGUCAGAUGCACAGCAUGGGGACCAACACUCUCACAGCUUUCCGCCCGGAGUGAGUGCUGAAACUAAUGUCAAACUAACCGAAACAUACAGUAGCUCCUUACAGAUGGCUCUCUGUUCCAACUUCUGAAGCGUUGGCCAUUGCUCAAUUCGGCGCUGGUACCCAGUGCCCACGUCAGCCUCGAACUUUCUGCACUGGUAUUAAAAUUGUAAAUUUAUGGUGUGCAAGGUUGCACCUCCCUCAGUCUGGACUCA
Messenger RNA from Sphaerulina musiva SO2202, 1196 nucleotides. RefSeq names its product DNA-binding protein. The record is from RefSeq and is a predicted model, not a curated record. The coding region runs from base 76 to 768 and encodes 230 amino acids. Lineage: Eukaryota; Fungi; Ascomycota; Dothideomycetes; Mycosphaerellales; Mycosphaerellaceae. The transcript has a single exon. Gene Ontology annotation, cellular component: zeta DNA polymerase complex.